AUGCUCCUCCGUCCCAUCAUCAUCUUUCUCCGUCCACUUCCUCGUCUCUCCCAAACCACAUCAUCAUCAUUACACUCGUUCACCUCCAACUCCAAUGUCUACCCCGACGACCCUGAUCCUGAUCCUGAUCCUGAUCCUCCUCUUGCCCCCGACCUCUUCCCUUCCCCUUACCACCGCUCCGGCUCUUACACUCAGGGUGAUGCCACCUACCUCUCCCUCGCUCUCUCCGCCUCCGACCCCACCUCCGUCCACCGUCUCCUCUCCCGCAUGCGUCUCCACCCUCACCGUCCCUUCCCUGAACGCCUCUUCUUCCCUCUUUUUCCGCAUCUUCUCUCGUUUCAACCUACCCUCUCGACGCCCUCCACCUGUUCGAUGAAAUGCAUCCCUCCUUCAACUGUCCCCCACCGUUCGCUCCCUCAACUCCACCCUCUCCGCCCUCCUCUCCUCCCCUUCCUCCCUCCCUCUCGCCCUCCCUUCUACUCUCGCGCCCUCCGCUCCCUACCCCUCUAUCUCCCCCAAUCUCCUCACCUCCAACCUCCUCCUCAAAGCCCUCUCCCAUUCCCCUUCCUCCCUCGACCGCGCCAUCCACCUCUUUCGCUCCCUCCCCUCCCGCGACGCCUACUCGUAUUCCACCCUCAUCGACGCCCUCUCCCGCUUUGA
Messenger RNA from Dioscorea cayenensis subsp. rotundata (Guinea yam), 660 nucleotides. Its product is annotated as proline-rich protein 36-like. The transcript has a single exon. NCBI's taxonomy places the organism in Eukaryota, Viridiplantae, Streptophyta, Magnoliopsida, Dioscoreales, Dioscoreaceae. Bases 1 to 660 code for a protein of 219 amino acids. The record is from RefSeq and is a predicted model, not a curated record.